UCAGAGAAGCCUGAGAAGUGAAAGAGGCGGAUCAACAGGCAGCUUGACAAUUUGCUGCAUUCUGUGCUACACAUUCUGACGUGUGGAGAGUCUGCGGAGGCUGGAAAUGACUUUUUGCGUACUUUUCAACCCAUACAACUCACUGUCAUGUGGAUGUACUUCAGCCACCUUCUGCUGCUGAUACACUCGCCAUGGCAGCUCUAUCAGCACAGUGUGUAGGGAGGCUGUUUGAGCAGGAAUAUCAGGAACUAAAAUGAAAACAACGUUCUGCCUGAGAGAACAGAAGAGAAACUCCAGCAAAGAUGAACCCAGAAUCACUGGACUCAUCCAUCCAGAGUGCCCUCUCUGCCCUCUUCCCACCUUUCGAGGCAACAGCACCCAUCGUCCUCAGCCAGUUGUUUCGCACUAUUGAGGAGCGUUACCAUGGCGAUGCACUGCAAUGCCUGCUAGACUUCCUCAUCCCCUCCAAACACCUGUUGGAGAGUGUCCAACAGGCAGCAUGUGCCGGAUACUCGGAUGUGGUUUUCCGCUGCGAGGGCUGGCCUCUUUGUCUCCAUGACAAAACUGUCAUCCAGUUAGCACCUGUAAACCCUUUGCUUCUGCGUCCUGGAGACUUCUAUCUACAGGUGGAACCUUUUGGGGACCAAGCAGCUCGCAUUGUCCUCAAAAGUCUUUUGGAAGAGGGUUGUCGAGAGGUGGAGGAGACCCCUGUGCCUGAAACGUCAUACCCCUGCAUUUUCACUGAAGAGUGGUUGCAAGACAUCAAUGAAGGACGCCAUGGAACUCCUCUGUCACGUUGCUUGCUUUGCACAGAUCAAGGAGUAAUCAAGUUGCCUUGGGCCAAAAUAGCUAUUCCAGAGUUUUUGGACAAGCCCAAGAUUAUGCCCACUUAUCGGGACACUCAGCCUGAGCCACAGAUAAUCUCAGCUCCCUUGCAUUACAAUUCCUCCACCCUGCCAGUGGAAGCCAUGAUUUUGCCUGUAAAAGACAGGUCGUCAGCGUCUUUGAGACCUGCAGGCUGUUCUUCCAAACUUGUCAAAAUGGCCCAUGAUAGACAAAUGCCCAAAUCAUGCCCCAAACCUUCAGUCAAACCUGUAGGUUGGGUUUCCCCAAAUACCUGGGACAGUCGUAACUUUGGAGAAAUUGAGGGUGAUUAUGUAGACCUGGUGGAUAUCCCCAAGGGAAAGGUCUCUGUGGAGACGCAGAGAGACAGCCAUCCAAAUCCACCUAAUAUGGCUUUGUUCAAACCUGUGAGACCACCUCCACCUGUACCCCUUGGGCACAGUGUUCCCUGUGGACGCACACUUCAGUGUACAGACAGAGUUUGUGUGCCAUGCAGCCAGACCAAUCUGGGUCAGGAGCUCACUGAUCAAGACUUGAGGUGUAGGUACAGAGACUCGUACCUAGCAGCACUGAGAAACCCGGUCCCUUUUGAGAGAGGGAGCAGAGAUCUCCUGUCUUCUCUGGAAGAAGCUGGCCUAUGUGCAGAGGCGGACCUAAUGUCCAAGGGCACAUUUGAAGCUCCAAUCGAUGAACUGGGAAGCAUUUAUAACCACUCUAAAGAGGCUGUGAUUCGUGAUAAGCUCUGCCAGUACAAACCCUGCUGUGAAUCAUCACCAGAAUCUCAGCUUAAAAACCUUCCUACAAGUUCUGAGUCUGAAAACCUUAUGAAGGAAUCGCCCACUAUUUUGAAAUCAACGCCAGGUUUGAGCCAGAGUCAGAGAAUUCAGACAAAACUUGUUUCACAACAAUUAGGACAUCAUGUCCGCUUGCAUUCAGGAUCAGACGUGUUCCUGGAGACCCGUGAUCGCGACAUGAAACCACAGCAAAAGGUGGAGGUGGUAAAACCAUCAGGGAAACACAAAGUCAAGCAGAGAUCUUUGUCCACUGUGUCAGAGACGCCUAAAGGGAGUCCACUUCUCUAUAAACUCAACAACAGGAGCCAAAGUGAUAUUUGCCCUGAAGCAAUCACCAGCGUGAUCCAGUGUAAAGGGGGUGAAAUGUUGGAUCACAUCAUUCCGAGACUGGAAAGGCUGACUGGAAAGAGUCCAAAGAAAGACUCCCAGCCAAGUCGGAGUGAAGCUCUCUCCGCCACAGAUGGAGCUGAUUCCAGAAACCACAACACAAAGAUAGAAAAGCCAUCUUCUCUGCAAGCUCAGAUUCCUGACACUCCUCAGUCUCCACAAAGAGAAGAAGCCAAAUUCAGAGGCAUCUGUGGCCUGCUUGAACUGGGCAUUAUUUCUUUACCAGGCAGCAGGGACAGGACAGGCAGAGCGGUUGUCGAGGUUCAUGGUGACCGGAGGGAGUGGAAGUCUCCUCUUGUUUCUGCUCAGAAUUUGUGCGAAUUGCUGCUCUACCUACACUCCAUACCAAGAAAAGAUGUCCGGGAGCUGGGAAUGACUCUGGUCAUCAAUGCCAAGAAGAAGCCUCCUCCACUUCACCUCUACAAAGCUCUGCUGAUGGCUCAGGAACAAGCUCUUCACGCAGUGCACUGUAUCGUGAUACUGAUGGAUAAAGACACUUUUCCACGCCCUGAAAAACAGCCCGGGCUGCAGAUGGACCUGGUGACGUCUAUGAAAGCUCUAAACAAGACAGUGGAAGCCGCCCAGCUGACACCCGACCUGGGCGGCACCUUCACGUACAGCCAUAAAGACUGGAUGCAGUUCCAUCAGAAACUGGUUUCCUUCAUGGGUGACUUACGUGGGGCAGACAGCUUGUUGCAAAAGGCCAUUAGUAAAGUGGAUGGCAGCAAACAGACGGACUCUGCCCAGGAUGUGCAGCAAUGCAUUCAGGAACAGAAAGCUUCGAUGAAAGAGGUACUGGAGGACACGCGACUGGUCACUCUGCAAAGAGAAGGAGGAGCUGCACUGGCCCGGAUGAGGAGAGAGGAGUUCAGGUUUCCUCACUCUGAAGACUAUAGAGAUGGUCUGGACUCAGUUACUAGUCUGUAUAAUCAGGUGGAGGAGAAGCUCCACGUGCUGGUGAUGAGAUCGAAUGAGUCACUGCAGCACCUCGAGUUCCUCUUCAGGCUCAGAGAGAUGGAGGCCAAAAUCACCACGGCUGGGGUGUGGUUCAAUACAGACGGAGAGCAGGGACUGGUGGACUCUUACACAACAGAUGAUACCCUGGUAUGCUCUGAAAAGGCCUUGCAACACUUUGAAGAGUUUCUCGCUCAGUCUAAGGACAAACAACAGCAUGCCUUAACCCUAGUGAUGGAUGCAGAGGGAAUCGUUGCCACCAGUGACUCCAGUCCUGCAACAGAUGUUUUUCGCACGCUGAUCAGUACAUUCAAAUCCAAUAUCGACGGUUUUAUGAUGCGGGCUGAAAUGAAGUUCAAAGAAGUGAAGACAGUGGUGCAACUGCAACGUUUCUGUCAUCAGGCAUCCAUCCUAGCCAAGGAAUGCAGGGAUAUUUUGGAGCAGGUAGAGCAGGGGUGUUACUCAGCUCAGACCUUAAGCACACUCCAGAUGUAUGAAAGGAGAUUAGGUGGCGAAUUCUCCACCUUGCACUUCCAGGCUCUGAAAGUGAAGGCCUGUGGAUCAGGGGCCUCUGGGGUGCUAAAGGUGUGGAAUGCUGCAUGGGUCCAGUGCCAAGAUGUCAGGCAGCGUCUGGAGGAGAUGCAAAAGCAGCACCGGGUAGAUAUGAAGCAGUCCCAGCAGAUCACAGCUGCAGAUUCUCAAAUGAAAGAUGGGGUAGCAGAGAGGGAGGAAAGGGAUGAGACGGGGGAGGAUUACUACCCCAUGGCAAAGCAGCCAACUUCUCCUAAGAGAGUAAGCUCCUCAGAAAAUGUGAGAGAAAACAUCACACCAGGUUUCAGCCACGAUUUAAAAUCAGACACAGAUGAAUACGUGAAAGGAGAAUCCCAAGUGAAGAAAUCGCCUGAUUCAACAGCAACGAAUGAGAACAUUGUUCCUGUGGUUCCACAAAACUGUGACGUUCACCCAGAAAACACAUGGAGGCCAAGAGAACACUACAGUGAGGCAGAUCUGAGGAGAGCAGAUCCUACUGAAGUGUGCAAGGGUUUGCAAUCGCACAAAGGCCUCGGUCGGUCCUUGAGCGAGGGAUCAUGCGUUAGAUCUCACUUGAUGAUCUUUUCACCUUUGAAUGUAAGGCACAAACACUGUCAGGGCAAGACACAGGUGCUGGAGCAAAAUCUACAGCCUUUCCAAAAUCUGUUCAUUUCCCGCAAAAAGAGUUUACAGACAGAAAACUUGAGCUGCAAGUCUUUUAGAGACAGUAACGAGGUGAAGGGAGAAGGAUGCACAGUCUCCACUCAGAGCCUCAAAGAACUAAAGACCCCGGAGACGUUACUCACACCAACAGAACACAACGGCAGCAGUGUUUUGAAGCUGAAGAAGAUCAUGGAGGAGCUGCUGACCACAGAGAAGGAAUAUGUGAAGGCUCUGGGUUAUGUCCGAGAGCACUACAUGCCCGAGCUGGAGAGGGCCGAUGUCCCUCAGGACCUCAGGGGCCAGAGGGGGAGCAUCUUCGGUAAUCUAGAAAAACUGCACGACUUCCACCAGCAUCAUUUCCUCAACGAGUUGGAGAGCUGCAUGAAUGAACCCUUCAGAGUGGGACGCUGCUUCCUACGACAUAGAGAGAGCUUUGCUUUGUAUGCCCUGUACAGCAAGAACAAACCACAGUCUGAUAGUCUUCUCGUCAAUCAUGGUCAGGCUUUCUUUAAGCAAAAACAGCUAAGGCUGGGGGAUAAAAUGGACCUGUGGUCGUACCUGCUGAAGCCGGUGCAGCGCAUCAGUAAGUACAGUUUGCUGCUCCAGGACAUGAUGAGAGAGUGUGGUCCAGGACAAAGCAGAGAGAUGGCUGAAGUCAAGGCUGCACUGGAAGUCAUCCACUUCCAACUCCGCCAUGGCAACGACCUACUGGCGAUGGACGCCAUCCACAACUGUGACGUUAAUCUGAAGGAGCAGGGGCAGCUGAUACGACAAGAUGAGUUCCUUAUAACAUUCAGAAAGAAAAGGUGUUGCCGCCACAUCUUCCUUUUUCAAGAUCUCAUCCUCUUCAGCAAAACUCGGAAGACGGAUGUAGGAAAUGACACAUAUGUGUACAAGCAGUCAUUCAAGACAUCAGACAUAGGAAUGACCCAAAACAGCGGUGACAGUGGCCUGUGUUUUGAGAUCUGGUUCAGGAAGAGAAAAACCCAGGACACGUACAUACUCCAGGCUGUCAGCAGCGAGGUGAAGGAGGCUUGGACCAAGGACCUGGAAAGGAUUCUCUGGGAGCAGGCGGUGCACAACAGAGAGGUCCGCAUGCAGGAGAGAGUGUUCAUGGGUAUUGGAAACAAGCCUUUCAUGGACAUCCAACCCAGCGACGCAGCUAUCAGUGACAGAGCUGUCAACUAUGUACUGAUGGGAAGAGAAAACAAAGUGCUGUGCUCUGUGGGAUCAGGUGGGGGACAGGAUGGACGGUCAGGGGGGCGUCCAGAAUCGGUGGGCUCAGCUUCCUCCACUUCCUCUGGAGAGAGCCAUGUUUCCCCUGUGGGAUUCCAGUGUGGGCCAAAGCGGAGGGUAGACAUGGGGGUGCUUGCGGGAUAUGUAUCGCCCCCUGGAGCUCUGGAGGAUGACCUCGACAAUGAGAGUGGGAGUCAGAACUUAGUAUUGGACAGCUCUGAGUCGUCCGGAGAGAGCGUGAGUGGCUUCAGCAGCUGCAGUCACGGCUACCACUCUGCCAUCGGAGGAGAAGUGGAGGACGCCUCCUCUGUCUGUGCCUCCAUAAUCACUGUGAAAGAGGCCGGGCUCGGUCAGCGAGCUGAGGCGACGUCAGCUCUCCACAAACCAAAUGUCCUGGCAGGAUCCCCAGACAAAACCCAAGCCCCAGAUGCAACAAAUCCUGAACUCAAACCACAGUACAAGACCAAGGACCUUUCUUGUGGCAAGGUUCAGAACACGAGUGUCGGGAAAUCCACUGAGGUUUGACCUUUGACAUCUGGUAUAAGAUCUUGAAGCGAUCCAAGGAGAGCCACGAGAAGCUCGUCCGAUGCCAGCACAGAAAAUACAAUUUAAACUGACCCUUUUGUUGUGUGAUCUGUGACUGUAACACAUUACUGCUCUGUAAAUAAUCCUUUUAAUGUCACCACUAAAAAGAAAAUGUCUGUGAAUGCAAACAAACAGUGCCACAUUCUUACCUGACAUGGCUCUGCGUAGUAGAUUGUAAAUUCAGUGAAUAGUUUCUUAGAGUCUGUGCUUACGUGUCAUUUAUAAAAACAAAACACCAAAUUAUACUGCAAUUUGAUAAUGUUGAGGUAAAAGCAGCACAUAACGUCUGUUUUGCUUUUUGUACAGUUUCAUUAUUUAGACACUUUCACUCUGUCUCUCCUCUUAACGGUUUUGUAUAAACCUAUGUUGCUCUGAAGAUAAAGAUCUGUGUAACAGUUGAAAUACAGAAUAUUUGCAGUAAUUUAUGCUUGUGUUGUACGACAUCAUUUUAUUGCAAUAAACCUAACCAACUGCACUUACAGAUGGACUGAAAAUCCUGAGCUUAGCAAUAGUUUCUGGAACUUUUCUAGAUUUGUCAACAUGCUUGGCACACGAUGGCAUUUGUAUCAUAAGGAAAAUCAAAGGCUAAUUCACUCUCAACAUUGUGACUUCUGUUGCUGCAGUAUGAAAAAAAAAACAACUUGUCCCCAAUUUAUGAAAGUUUAGUUUGGAAAUCAUUGAGUCAGUCAAAGUAAUACCACAGUCAGCUUUGUGAAUCAUGGUUAACUUAUCUUUAACCAUUGUUAUAAUCAUGCUUGCCCGUGUUACUGUAGUCACCUUUUUUAUAUUGCAUAGUGUUUUUUUUGUUAAUUUAAUCACAUUUUAAAAUGUCAAUUCUCUCUUGA
Solea solea (common sole) is the source of this 6838-nucleotide messenger RNA. RefSeq lists its product as uncharacterized. The transcript has 24 exons. Gene Ontology annotation, molecular function: guanyl-nucleotide exchange factor activity. The record is from RefSeq and is a predicted model, not a curated record. Bases 303 to 5933 code for a protein of 1876 amino acids. NCBI's taxonomy places the organism in Eukaryota, Metazoa, Chordata, Actinopteri, Pleuronectiformes, Soleidae.